CCUGUUGUGUGUAGAUUCUGUCAGUGCAUCAUGAAGUACUUCAUUAUUCUGGCCCUGGUUGCUGCAGCCUAUGCUGCUCCCAUCGAGGAUGACAAGAUUGUUGGAGGCUACGAGUGCAGAAAGAACUCUUUGCCCUACCAGGUCUCUCUGAGCUCUGGCUACCACUUCUGUGGAGGCUCCCUGAUCUCCAGCACCUGGGUGCUGUCUGCUGCUCACUGCUACAAGUCCCGCGUGCAGGUGCGUCUUGGUGAGCACAACAUCGCUGUCAAUGAGGGCACAGAGCAGUUCAUCAACUCUGCUAAGGUCAUCCGUCACCCCAGCUACAACAGCCGCAACCUGGACAAUGACAUCAUGCUGAUCAAGCUGAGCAAGCCCGCCUCCCUGAACAGCUACGUCCGCGCCGUGUCCCUGCCCUCCAGCUGCUCCGGCUCUGGCACCCGCUGCCUGAUCUCUGGAUGGGGCAACCUCAGCAGCUCUGGAAGCAACUACCCUGAUCGUCUGAUGUGCCUGGAUGCCCCCAUCCUGAGCGACAGCAGCUGCAGGUCUGCCUACCCUGGACAGACCACCUCCAACAUGUUCUGUGCUGGAUUCCUCGAAGGAGGCAAGGACUCCUGCCAGGGUGACUCUGGUGGCCCCUUGGUGUGCAACGGUCAGCUGCAGGGUGUGGUGUCCUGGGGUUAUGGCUGCGCCCAGAGGAACAAGCCUGGAGUCUACGCCAAGGUCUGCAACUACAACACCUGGAUUCGCAACACCAUGGGCUCCAACUAAAGUCACCUCAGUCCUUUGUUAAAAGAAAGAAAACUGCAAAUGCCUUCAAUAAAAAGAAAGAUCAAAUACA
Molecule: messenger RNA, 838 nt
Organism: Anarrhichthys ocellatus (wolf-eel)
Lineage: Eukaryota; Metazoa; Chordata; Actinopteri; Perciformes; Anarhichadidae
Gene: prss1
Product: serine protease 1
Exons: 5
Coding region: 31-768 (245 amino acids)
Biological process (GO): proteolysis
Molecular function (GO): serine-type endopeptidase activity
Source: RefSeq, a predicted model, not a curated record